Molecule: messenger RNA, 5049 nt
Organism: Symbiodinium sp. CCMP2456
Lineage: Eukaryota; Dinophyceae; Suessiales; Symbiodiniaceae
Source: the annotation of a GenBank genome assembly
AUGCUCGAGAUCCUCCAAGAGGUCAACCGCGCGGAGCUGGCGCUCGAAGGGGGCAAGCGAUCCCUUUGGUCGUCCUUCUCGAAGACACCAGUUGAACGAGGACGGGCCUCGGUGGCAGGGUCCAUCAAGAAGAUCGUCAUGGGCCACAGACCCAAUCUCGUUGGCGAGCUGGACACGGACUACAACCAGGGGGCGGCCUGGCUGGGUGAGGACAUGGUGGCAGGCAUGGGACCCCCUCCGGACGGAUCGGGGAGCAGGGCCAUCGAGACCCGGGCGGGACCUGCCUGGGUCAACGAAUCCAAGGUUGCUAAGUUCCUCAAGAUCUCUCGACAAACCGUGGAGGAGCACUCGCUGACAAUCUUCGGGUGGAACGUGGGCGGGGGAUGGAAUGCCAAGCCAAUUGGGCAGUGGAAAAUGGUCGGGCAUAGAGUUGAGUCUGAGUGGCGCGGUACGGGCGUGCUGUUUAAAAAGGACUCCUGGACUCUCAUGCGACGCCUGAAGGCCGAGAGGGGCACUUGGUACCGCCUGCGCCACGUGCAGGAAGGCAGUGAACUGUGGGUCGGGAGCCUUUACCUUAAGCCGGAACUGUCUCAGGAUGGGCAUGCUGUUGCUGUGCGAGAUUUGCUUCGGGCCCUUCCCACAACGAACCUCCCGGGGAUACUUUCAGGCGAUACGAACUCUGCCCUUAGCUGGGGCGAGGAUGAGUCAGGUGAACUCGCCUCGGCCGGCUCAACGAGAGACCCCGACAACAUGCCCGCGGCAGGAAGGACGGAUACCCGCCCCAGAUCGCUAGCCACUCCCCUUCGUGCAAUCGCCUCCUUGGACCAGACGGAACUUGAGAGGCUGGCGGCAGUGCACACCAAGCCCAAAAAAGGCGAGAGCUACCAGGACCCGGCGGAUGUCAAAGUCCUGUUCCGCAUGGCACGUCAUGGACGGGACAAGGAUGCUUGGAAAGCAGCCUUCCAGGCUCGUCGUAAGGCCAGGGUGAGGUGGGAGAAGGAGAAGCUUGCCGAAGCUUGCAAGGGAAACUGGGGAGCUUUUCGCAGGUUUCGGAAGAGAACCAACUUGGACUGGGAAUACUCUUUUGCGGAUGCGCACCAUGAGCCCCACACGGUCAUUCACGAUCACCUCCAGGGCAUCUACACAUCGGAUGACUGUGUCAAACCCAUGACACCGGAACUACCCUUUGUGCCUAUCUCCAUGGAUGAACUGAAAGCGGCAAUUCAUCAGGGCAAAACCGGAGUCAGCGUCUGCCAUGAUGGUACGAGUCAUGACCUCCUCCUAGGGAUCAUGGAGGCUGAGGGAGGGGCAGAAGCUCUUCGUGCCUGGUUUAACUACCUUCUGGAAUUGGGGGAUCUCCCUGCUAACUGGUAUAGAUCGCUCAUGAUUGUCCUCCCCAAGGUCCAGCGAGGUAUUCGUCAGGGCUCAGUAGAGUCCCCACUCUUCUUCUCGUGUCUGGCUGAGUUGACAGUGGAGCUGACUGCUGCCCAACACCGUUGGCCGCGCGAGGACCCGGCCCUGCCUGGGUUGAUGUUGAGUGAGCUCCUCUUCGUUGACGGUGGUGUGCUUUGGAAUUCUUCGACCGCUACCCUAGCACAACGAGUGGCGCAGUGGGCGGCAGUCUUACGGCAGUGUGGCCUUCGUAUCAACCUGAGCAAGUGCGAGUUUUAUGUGAGCCCGUCCAGCAAAGGGGGCCGGUCGAUUACCAUCAUGGGGGUUGCUCUUCACGCCUCGCCGCGCUUGACUGUCAUGGGCCUUCAGCUCCAUGUCAAAGCUACCGUCUGCGAAAUACUUGCAGGUCUACUGGCCAAGGUGGUCGCUGGGGCGGGGCUCUGGUGUAUCAGCGGCUUCUACCCGGAAGCCUCGGCACUUCACCUCGUCAACACGUUCCAGCUCCAACUGGUCAUCACGAUGAUGGAUCUCAAACGGGGGGAUGGCGAAACGUGGCUGACCUUCCGCAAGAAAGCCUAUCGUGCGGCCAGGGGGGUGCUGUGGAAAGGGGACCACAAGAGGCUCAUGAACGGUGAGCGCAACCUUGACUUGACGGCAGGAGGACCCUGGCGGAUCGCAGCUCAGCGGCGCCCUGACCUUAGCUGCUUCCGCUUGCGUACCGCCAUGACAUCCAUGGACCUUUUCCUUUUGAUGGGCGCUGCUGUAAUGGCACUUGCCCAGCGGGGGCUGACGGCCACGACCUCUCCGAGAGUGUGCCCGGUGUCCUCGCCUUCUACUUCCUCUCAAACUUCAUCUUGCACGACCCUCGAGCACUACGAGCACAACGAGCACUGCGACCCCACGAACCCGGACCCCCCUCUUUCUGUGACCUUCGAGAACCUCCCGGACUUUGCCUCCUUCUUGACGGUGCCGACCACCUUUGGCCUGAGUAUCCUCACCACCGUCGUAGGGUUCGACGAGCCCUUCGAGGACGAAGAUGCCCCUGCAUGGUGGUGGGACAUGGUGGACCGAGUCCGCCUCCUCAUGGACAACGGGGCAGACGGGAUUGCCUUCGGAGAUCGCCUCAUGACAGUGCUGCGGACGUACUCAGACGAGCGGUUCAUCGAGGACACCCUGCUCUACGUCAACGGACUCCUGCGGGCCAUGCACCUCCACCGUCCCCUGCAAUCGAGGCCAGAUGCUCUUCCAGCCGAAACGGCCUUGGCCAGAGAAGCCUCGCAGAUCAUCGCGGAGCUCCGCGAAAACUGGCUGUGGACUUGCUGCCCUACAGCCAUGCAAAACCAACGACUUGAGCGCCAGCUGGCAGCCCUUGGAUGCACAGGAGGUCAAGAUCUCCUCAUCGCCGAGAGCGCCCGCCUGCCCUUGAUGACGACGCCUCGCCCUGCUGCCCCGAAGGCGACGAAGCAAACCUCAUGGCUGGACGAGGUACAUGGCGCCCCAAAAAGCGAGCCAACAGGAAGAGGAGCUCAGGAAAGCCUUCAGGCCGAGGACGAGGGCGGACGCCGGCCAAGGCCCCCACUCGUGGAGGUCGCGGGCGAGGGCGGACCGAUGACCGGCCUGUUGGGCCACUGGGGCCAAGAACUUUGCGAUGCUCCACUUCCUACGUGCACUUCGAUGACGAGGGCAACACAUGCCGGUCAGUGCACCCAAGAUGCACAGGCGAGCAUCGCACCGAGGCGGAAGCAGUGGGAGUGCUAUGUGGUGUCCUUGGGCUCGAGGAGAUGGACCCGGACCCCUCUCACUCCCAGCUUCGUGCCUGCCUUUAUGCAGCAUAACCUCCAGGAGACCAUGGCAGGCAUGAGCCCAGCGGGGCAGGCCCUCAUGUAUCGCAGCCUGGGAUCCUGCAUACAACGGCUUGGUGAUGAACUCGAGGAGGUGAUGGUGGAAUCCAAGACCGCAGCCCGACCACCCACUCCCAAAAAGAUGCCCAAAGCUGGACCCUCCCAGCCUAUCCCAACCGAAGGCCGUAGGGCCUCCGGGUCGACGGACAACGCCUGGCGACACCAUGCCUCAGAUGAAAGGGCGGAAUGGGUAGAUGAAAAGGAAGAAUGGGUGGACAUCAUUGUGGACACUGACGAUGAGGCCGCGCUCAUGCAGCUGCCCGCCCUCGCUACUGAAAAUGACUCCGCAGACUCCGCCGACUACGUGCACCCUCCUACCCGCGAGGACCGAGAACGCACUCCACGAGGAGGCCAAUCUGAUACUUUGCCUUCGCCUCCCGAGCCGCAUGCAGUACAGCCACGCCCCAGCUCCAUGACGAGCGAAGGGGCUCAACAGCUUCAACCACCUGCCGAGCUCCAACCUGGCAUACUGCGAUGGCGGCCUGCUGCGGCAGCGAGCUUGGACGUCCUCCGGAACUGUGGCGGCGGGACGGCUUGCCUGACUCGUCGUUUCCGGGGUCUCAUCCUCAACAGGGGAGUCCACAGCUACGAGAACUAUGCUGAACCACUGCUCACAUCUUGGAGAACUUGCUACUCGACCCCCUCAUCCCUGAAGACCGAGUCGACGACCUCGAAUGGUGCAUUCGGGUCGAAAACCUGGGGCGAGACACUUCCCCCGGAGCACCCCGGCAGUUUGUGGGAAUCUUCGCUGCAGUGGACGGCAUUCGACCGGGCAACCAGACCUACACUACUUUGGAGCAAGUGCCCGUGGCGAGAUGACUCCCAAGCCCUGGUACAAACCUUCCUGCGCGGAGGGACGGGUGCUCCCGAUGGACCUCCGGCGGGUGGGGGCCUCCAUCAAGUACUACAAAGCGUCGACCUGCGCCUUUCCCAGCUGGAAGUCCAGGCCCGUGUUCGUUGGGCACUUACGCUGCUCCACAGCCUCCGCCGCCACUACAGCUGCGACGGCACCCGGGUCAUGCUGCCGCCUGAAGCUGAACCAGCAGAAGCCCUGUUGGCGAGUCACGCAGUAGCGGACGAAGGCAAUGACACUGUGAAUGAGCUGGACAACCAGGACUCCAGCUUCACGGCCUCCUGGUUUGAUCAGCUUCGGUCGGUGCUGCCGUUGCCAUGUAGGCAUGCAGCCUCAGCCAUUGCCGGCCUGGAGUCAGCGGUGAUCCCCGAGGCCACCAAUGUCCUCGACUCGGACGAGGAAACGGUCCAGCACCCCCCCUCUCACGCGGACACCCAACGAUGGCUCGAGGAAGAGGAAAACGAGGCUAGAGCGGCAGCCAGUGCAGCUCAAGCCUGGGAUGACUGGGCCAUGGCAUCGGAGAUGGUGAACGGGCCAGCGGAAAAGCGCCAACGACUGGUGGUCACGAACUACCGCGACCUCCCCGCACGCACGCCGCCCGGAGCCAGCGUACAGAUCCACUUCAGUAUGCCCUCGCCGGGCCUUGGUCCGAACACGCCCGGAUCGGCAAUGGGAUCAGCCAUGGAGCCGGGAGUCUGGCCACAGGGAGUCCUGCACCAAGGGAGCACACAGAUGGACACGGCAGCGGUGUCCCCGGCUCACCUCGCCAUCGGGCACACGGGAGAUGUUCACUCUGCUAUGGGGGUAGAUGAGCCAGAGACUCCGCCAGAGCGGAUCUCAGAGGAGAUGGAGUUCCACAGAACUUUGCAACGCAUGACGAAGGAGGACCUCUACCAGCUCUGA